UGCAGCUGGCGGCAAGCCAGAGGGCACGUUUGCGUUUCCUGGGCGGCUGGCAUGUCCAAACGAGCACGGCAGCGAGUGGGCGACAGGGCUGGCGGCCGGCGAGCCCUGGAGCGUGCGUGGGGACGGGGCGAGGCGCGCUAGGCCGCACCGGGCGCUGGCGUGUCACAGGCGCGAGUUUCAGACAGGGGCGGCCGGCGGCGGCCAGACGCCGGAGCGCUGGGCGCCAUGUGUGUGCGGCUCCCGCUGCCCUGCGCCGUUGCGAAAACCCAUCCUCUCGACGGUCCCUCGACGCGCCGCCAGCGCAGGCACAGCGGCCCAGCCAGCACAUGGCUCUGCAGUGGGCCCAACGUGCCCGCAGAGCGCUCGACGGCGCCUGCUGCCGCGCGUGCUCGCGCUCCACCACCGCCCCCGGCGCAGUGGAGGCCGCGGCCUCGGCGGGCGGACCACGUCGUCGACAGGCACAAGCGCGCGGCGGGAGGCUGCCGGCCGCCAAGCAGUUUCAAAUGCACACGACGCUUCGCUGAGCUUGCGCGUGGGCUAAUCGAGCCACGACCGCUCGGCCGUUUCCAUGCGUGCAUUGCUUGCCGAGUACAUGAGCCACGCCUCCCCUCCCCAUGCUCCUUCCCCAGAGCCCUGGCCCGACUGUCUCUCUCCGACCGCUCCUUCCUUCGUUUUCGCCUUCACUCACAUUCUUUUAGAGUGCUUGCUUCGCCUCCAGCAGACGUCCCUCGUUCACCUUCUUCUCCCUUCCCACGCUCUCUUCUCCCCUUCACCCCGGGCCGCAUCCUUAGUCCCGUUUGCGUGCUGGCACGUCUUGGCCGACAGCCCUUCUGCCUCAGUUUCGCCGCACCUUGACAGUGCUCGUGGAUCGUAAGUCUUGGUAGUCUCACCUCCUCCGGCCUUAGGCAUAGUGCAUCCACCACGGCCUCCCUCUGCCUCGCUCCCUCCUUCCGCACUGCCACCCCCCCUGAAAGGCGUCGUCUUCUCGUCCAUUCACUGUGUCUCAUGUUGUUUAACCACAUGGACCGUCGUCGUCUUCUCCUUCCUUAAAGCUUCCC
This is a messenger RNA of Paraphaeosphaeria sporulosa, 1058 nucleotides long. RefSeq lists its product as uncharacterized. Bases 226 to 855 code for a protein of 209 amino acids. The record is from RefSeq and is a predicted model, not a curated record. The transcript has a single exon. NCBI's taxonomy places the organism in Eukaryota, Fungi, Ascomycota, Dothideomycetes, Pleosporales, Didymosphaeriaceae.